UGUCCACAUGGUUCGAAUCUAUAUGUAAUUGAAUUUUUUAAUCGUUCAACAGUUGAAUCAAUUCAAUACUGAGAGCCGGAAUUGUUUACUUUUAUAAAUCAUUGAUUUAGUUAUUAUCCUUGUUUCUCAACAUGAUUUUUUAUUUUAUUAAAAAGAAAAUAUUGAUUGAAUUACUUAUUUUCAUUCAUUUUUUGCUGCUUCAUGAAACUACGUCAUCUAAAAGAAUAUCGCAAAAAAAAUGUGAACAAUAUGCAAAUUUAGUAUAUCACGAAGAAGAAUCACCAGUGCUGCGUAUUGAUGUUGGCCAAAAAAAAAUUACUUCUAAAUGUGGAAUUGUUGAAACACCUCUUAUUGUAGGAGGUGUAAAAGCUAAACCCAUGGAAUUUCCACAUAUGGCAAUGAUAGGAUAUGGAAAGGACGUUAUCUCUUGGCAAUGUGGAGGUUCAGUGAUUUCAGAAGAUUACAUUUUAACUGCUGCUCAUUGUAUUAAUUCAACUGAUAAAGGACCAGCAAUAAAAGUAAGAGUUGGAACAAUUAGUACCAAAGCUCUAGAGCCUACAAUGCAGGAACGAGAUAUUGUUGAAAGAAUUGGACACCCAGAGUAUAGAUUACCUUUACGAUAUAAUGAUAUUGCUCUCUUGAAAUUAGAUCAACCACUUGAUUUUAAUGAAUAUAUAAGACCUGCAUGUUUAGAGGUCGAAUCAAUGCAGGAAUUAAGUAUGACUAGAAAGUUGCAUUUCAUUGCUAGUGGAUUUGGUAAAACUGCUUAUGAGGCAGAUUAUGGCAGUGAUGACUUAAUGAAAGUCACUCUAGAUUACAUAAGCCCAGAAACUUGUCAGAGAAAUUAUCAAUCAGAAGUAGGUAGCAGGCAAAUGCCCCAAGGAUUAAUUCCCAGUAUGUUAUGUGCUGGCAUAAUGGAAGGUGGAAAAGACACUUGUCAAGGUGAUAGCGGAGGACCUCUUCAAAGAGUAUUGCAUACGCCUUAUUGUAUGUACAGCAUUGUUGGUGUAACAAGUUUUGGAAAAUUUUGUGCCUUUAAAAAUUCUCCAGCAAUUUAUACUCAAGUUAGCUCAUAUCUUGAUUGGAUUGAACAUGUUGUAUGGACUGAAUAAAAAAACUCAUCAAAAAA
Chelonus insularis is the source of this 1129-nucleotide messenger RNA. RefSeq names its product Jonah 74E (gene Jon74E). The transcript is spliced from 6 exons. The record is from RefSeq and is a predicted model, not a curated record. Gene Ontology annotation, molecular function: serine-type endopeptidase activity. Gene Ontology annotation, biological process: proteolysis. The coding region runs from base 132 to 1112 and encodes 326 amino acids. Lineage: Eukaryota; Metazoa; Arthropoda; Insecta; Hymenoptera; Braconidae.